Cyanidioschyzon merolae strain 10D is the source of this 420-nucleotide messenger RNA. RefSeq lists its product as hypothetical. Bases 1 to 420 code for a protein of 139 amino acids. The transcript has a single exon. NCBI's taxonomy places the organism in Eukaryota, Rhodophyta, Bangiophyceae, Cyanidiales, Cyanidiaceae. The record is from RefSeq and is a predicted model, not a curated record.
AUGCUACGCUUGGGUUUCCUGCUGGGGCCGUUCGCUCCUAGUCACCGAACCUGCCCCUUUUCGAACUUUCAACGAGUCUACAGGGCAACGAGCAACGCUGAACGUGUUUUUCUGUUUCGCACCGGGAGGGCAAGUCUAUCCAUGAGUGGCUGGGCACGAGGCUCCGUCGUGGACGUGGUUGAACAGCGAAUCAGAGACGCGCUUAAACCGCAGAGCAUUCGCGUGGAACCGACCUACGGUGACCCGAACGGCACGCACGUGAGCAUCCGGGUUGUUGGGGACUGUUUUCGAGGCAAGCGACCUGUAGCUCGGCACCAGCUGGUGUACCGUGCCAUCUGGAAGGAGAUGGACGCAGGUCUCAUUCACGCUGUUGAUUCUUUGGAGACGUUGACCCCGGAAGAGGAGGGAGAAGGCAAGUGA